Vanderwaltozyma polyspora DSM 70294 is the source of this 825-nucleotide messenger RNA. It is a transcript of the gene LPP1, whose product is annotated as phosphatidate phosphatase LPP1. Lineage: Eukaryota; Fungi; Ascomycota; Saccharomycetes; Saccharomycetales; Saccharomycetaceae. Gene Ontology annotation, biological process: phospholipid metabolic process. The coding region runs from base 1 to 825 and encodes 274 amino acids. The record is from RefSeq and is a predicted model, not a curated record. Gene Ontology annotation, molecular function: phosphatidate phosphatase activity. The transcript has a single exon.
AUGUUCCAGGAUCGAUUGGUUACUAGAUAUUUCAAAUUAUAUUCAUUGCAAUACGUUUGCAUUGGAGUAUGUCUGUUUUUCUUUUUUUACAGUGAAUUUAUCUUAGUACCAAGAACUAAUCGAGUCAAGUUUAAACUAGAUGAUUCUAGUAUAUCCAAGUCCUAUGUUGCGGAUGAAGUCGUUUCUGGGGCUGAAUGUAUUGGUAUCAGUGUUUUGGUGAGUACGUUUGUCGUCGUUGUUCAUUGCCUGGUUGGUGAUCUGUCUUUGAAGAAAGUUAAAGAUACUUCUAGCAACAAGAAUGAUCCCAAUUGGCUAACCUCGAGGCCAAGGAGUAUCUCCAAGCAGAUGCAUUUGUUGCAUCUGAGUUUGGUUUGCCUUGGGUUGAUUCUUACUAUCAAUGGGGUUAUUACGAAUUCGUUAAAAUUGUUUAUAGGUAAUCUACGUCCGGACUUCCUAGAGAGAUGUCAGCCGAUGAUUCCAAAGGGCCAAGAGAAAGAGUAUUAUAACCUUGAUGUGUGCAAACAAGCUAACAAGGGGAUAUUGCAUGAAGGUUUGAAGAGCACGCCAAGUGGGCACAGUAGUUUUAUUAGCAGUGGGAUGGGAUUCAUAUUUUUAUGGCAAUGCUAUUUUGUUAACGGUAACAAGGUAAGGCAUCUGUGGUGUGUAGUUUUAGCUGUGGUAGUGAUGAUAUCGAGGCUGACGGACCAUCGCCAUCACUGGUAUGAUGUGUUGUUUGGAUCUAGUAUUGGGUUAGCGACUGUAUUUUUAUGUUGGAGAUGGGUUUUCGUCAACAAACAGUUUGGCAAGAGUCCAUUGGGGGUGUAG